CUAUAAAUGCGCGGGCCGCCGCCGGGCCCCACAGGAGCAGCCGCCCGGGGCGCGGGAGCUGCGGGCCGCGCGGCCGGGAUGAGCGCCAGCGCCGGUGGCGGCGGCGGGGACAGCGGCGGCGGCAGCAGCAGCAGCUCGCAGGCCUCUUGCGGGCCCGAGUCUUCGGGCUCCGAACUCGCCCCCGCCACACCGGCGCCGCGGAUGCUGCAGGGGCUGCUGGGCUCCGAUGACGAGGAGCAGGAGGACCCCAAGGACUACUGCAAGGGCGGCUACUACCCUGUGAAGAUCGGCGACCUGUUCAAUGGGCGGUACCACGUGGUGCGCAAGCUGGGCUGGGGCCACUUCUCCACCGUCUGGCUCUGCUGGGAUAUCCAGCGCAAGCGCUUCGUGGCCCUGAAAGUGGUGAAGAGCGCGGGGCAUUACACGGAGACCGCUGUGGAUGAGAUCAAGCUCCUGAAAUGUGUCCGGGACAGUGACCCCAGUGACCCCAAAAGAGAGACCAUUGUCCAGCUCAUCGAUGACUUCAGGAUCUCAGGGGUUAACGGAGUCCAUGUGUGCAUGGUGCUGGAAGUCCUGGGCCACCAGCUCCUCAAGUGGAUCAUCAAGUCCAACUACCAAGGCCUGCCCGUGCCCUGCGUCAAGAGCAUCGUGAGGCAGGUGCUGCAUGGCCUGGACUACCUCCACACCAAGUGCAAGAUCAUCCACACAGACAUCAAGCCCGAGAACAUCCUGCUGUGUGUGGGCGACGCCUACAUCAGGCGCCUGGCCACGGAGGCCACAGAGUGGCAGCAGUCGGGGGCCCCGCCCCCAUCCCGUUCCACAGUCAGCACUGCCCCCCAGGAGGUCUUGCCCGGGAAGCUGUCGAAGAACAAGAGGAAGAAGAUGCGGCGCAAGCGGAAACUGCAGAAGCGGCUGCUGGAGGAGCGCCUGCGGGACCUGCAGAGGCUGGAAGCCAUGGAGGCGGCGGCCCAGGCCGAGGACGCUGGCUCGAGGCUCGAGGGGGGCAGCGGCUCCACCUCCUCUUCCGGCUGCCACCCCGGGGGCGGGGCCGGGGCCGGCCCCUCCCCCGCCUCCUCCUCCCCCGCCACCGGGGGCGAGCGCAGCCUCAGCCCGGGCUCCCAGACGUCAGGCUUCUCGGGCUCCCUUUUCUCUCCCGCCUCGUGCUCCAUCCUCUCAGGCUCCUCCAACCAGCGGGAGACCGGGGGCCUCCUGUCGCCCAGCACACCGUUUGGUGCCUCGAACCUCCUGGUGAACCCCCUAGAGCCCCAAAACGCAGACAAGAUCAAGAUCAAGAUCGCAGACCUGGGCAACGCCUGCUGGGUGCACAAGCACUUCACCGAGGACAUCCAGACACGCCAGUACCGGGCCGUGGAAGUGCUGAUCGGAGCCGAGUACGGCCCCCCCGCCGACAUCUGGAGCACGGCCUGCAUGGUACGCCCCAGCUGCCCUGGCCUAGGGCAGGUCCCCCCCCCCACCCCGCCCCCGCCGGCAGCCUCACCUUCUCCCCCUUCCAGGCCUUCGAGCUGGCCACCGGAGACUACCUAUUCGAGCCUCACUCUGGAGAAGACUACAGUCGUGACGAGGGUAGGGGGAGGCGGGCCCUGGGCUCAGCCUGGGGGCCUCCCGGCCGCCCAGCCACUGCCCAGCCUCCUCUCUGUCCACAGACCACAUCGCCCACAUCGUGGAGCUUCUGGGAGACAUCCCCCCAGCCUUCGCCCUCUCGGGCCGCUAUUCCCGGGAGUUCUUCAACCGGAGAGGAGAGCUGCGGCACAUCCACAACCUCAAGCACUGGGGCCUGUACGAGGUGCUCAUGGAGAAAUACGAGUGGCCCCUGGAGCAGGCCACGCAGUUCAGCGCCUUCCUGCUGCCCAUGAUGGAGUACAUCCCCGAGAAGCGGGCCAGCGCAGCCGACUGCCUCCGGCACCCUUGGCUCAACCCUUAAGCCCCACAGGCACUCUGUGCAGCUUGAGGCGUGCCUGCCCCCCCACCCCCUCCCAGUGCCUUCAGGGAAAGCCGGUCGGCUCCUGCCACCCUGCGAGCCACCCCUCGGGAGCUGCCCUCCUCCACCCUGCAGUGUACGAGCUCUCUCGCGCCCUGCGCCCCACGCUCCGCGACAGGGCAGAGAGAUGCUGGAGCCAGGCCCACCAUUCAGCAUUUGUUCUGUCCCCAGCCCUCACAGAGGGGCCCCGGACGGGAAGUGUGCGUGUUUCUUUUCUUAAUAAAGUGUGAACUGAAA
This is a messenger RNA of Prionailurus viverrinus (fishing cat), 2236 nucleotides long. It is a transcript of the gene SRPK3, whose product is annotated as SRSF protein kinase 3. The transcript is spliced from 13 exons. NCBI's taxonomy places the organism in Eukaryota, Metazoa, Chordata, Mammalia, Carnivora, Felidae. Gene Ontology annotation, biological process: spliceosomal complex assembly; protein phosphorylation; regulation of mRNA processing. Bases 7 to 2229 code for a protein of 740 amino acids. Gene Ontology annotation, molecular function: protein kinase activity; ATP binding. The record is from RefSeq and is a predicted model, not a curated record.